This is a messenger RNA of Malus domestica (apple), 1564 nucleotides long. RefSeq lists its product as uncharacterized. Gene Ontology annotation, molecular function: RNA binding. NCBI's taxonomy places the organism in Eukaryota, Viridiplantae, Streptophyta, Magnoliopsida, Rosales, Rosaceae. Gene Ontology annotation, cellular component: nucleus; cytoplasm. Gene Ontology annotation, biological process: mRNA processing. The record is from RefSeq and is a predicted model, not a curated record.
UGUUUUUGGUCGGUCUGGUUUGGAUCCGUCCCUCUCCUUUUUACUUGCGAUUUCUAAUCCUCUUCCGAUUCCUGCCUUCCUCUGUUUUCAGGUUCCUUUUUCUCUUCCGAUUCCUGCUUCUGUAAAAAUUUCUCAGAACCAACCACCAGGUAUUAUCCCUGAAAAUUUGAAAAAAUGGAAGGAGAAGGAGGAGAAGAGCUCAGCAUACAGGAGCUGGCCUCCAAUCUCUCAACCUACAAAGAUCAGCUUCACCAGGUAAAGGAGCUUUUAGCUGAUGAUCCUGCAAACUCUGAGUAUGUUGACAUGGAAAGAGAGCUCAAUGAGGAAUCAUGUUGCUCAAACUAGCAACGCCAAUUAACUGCUAUGGCACCUGUGGAGGUUUGUUUUCUUUACAGGGUUGAAUAAGGUGUGCUUUGUGUGGUGAUGGUCAGCUUUCACCUUCUCUUUAAACUGAUUUCCGAUGUUCACACUGAGAUUCUAAGUUUGAAAUUUGACAAUAAUUUUCUCUUUACGAUGUAUGUCUAUUUGUAUGUAUGUUGUUUAAAUUUAGGUUUGAUAAUGCAGGUAAUUGCUCUGACAGAAGAACUACUUGCAACUGCAAAGCAAAAUCAGAAUUCCGGAUUAGAUUUCGGGACAAGUGAUAGUACAUCACCUAGUUUGCCCCAGACUCAGAGGAAUGAAAAUGAUUCAGGGAAUAUUUCCGAUUAUCAUGACAAGUUUUCUGUGGGCACAAAAGUUCAAGCUGUUUGGAGUGAAGAUGGGGAGUGGUAUGAUGCCACAAUCGAGUCUCUUACUCCAAAUGGGUAUUUCGUUACUUAUGAUAGCUGGGGGAAUAAAGAAGAGGUGGAUCCAGACAAUGUAAGACCAAUUCAAGAAGGGGCUGUCAAUGCAUUGCUGGAAGCUGAAAGGGUUGCUGAGGCCACAAAACAAGCACUCAAAAGGAAGAUUGCACAAGCUUCUUCUAUUGACUUCCAAUCACGAAGUUUACCACCAAAACUUCGUAUAGAACCUGAUGAUCCAGAGGAUGUGAAAGUUACCAAACGCAAAAAGAUACAUGCUUUCAAGUCGAAGAUGAGGAUGGAACAACUGGAAGUUACACAGAAUAAACGUCAAAAUGCUUGGCAACAGUUCCAAACAACCAAAGGCAAGACUAAGAAGAUUGGUUUCUUUUCUGGACGCAAGCGUGAGAGCAUUUUCAAGUCUCCUGAUGAUCCUUUUGGGAAGGUUGGGGUGACUGGAAGUGGGAAGGGCUUGACAGAUUUUCAGAAGAGGGAAAAACACUUGCACCUCAAAGGGGGAACGGGUGAGAAUGAUGAAGAGGCUCCUUAGGUCCAUAGACUCCCUGCACUUGCAUAGCGACGAAGAAAAACAGUCUACCUGCCCUCCCUGUACCUUGUGAAAAGGUUUAGUCAGAACUUGUUAGCUCAAAACCCGUGGUAUGCCAUUGCCAUAUGCAUUGUUCUUACCCUCGUGUCGUGUUUAUUAUUGCCUUAUGAGUUGUAUUGUGUUACGCGUUUAUGUCUUGAAAUGAAGCAAUGGUUCGACUCCCAUUGAUUUUGAUCCG